Molecule: messenger RNA, 1439 nt
Organism: Sphaerulina musiva SO2202
Lineage: Eukaryota; Fungi; Ascomycota; Dothideomycetes; Mycosphaerellales; Mycosphaerellaceae
Exons: 1
Coding region: 537-1196 (219 amino acids)
Source: RefSeq, a predicted model, not a curated record
CUGGCGUGGGAAGUGGGGUCGGCACUCGGGAGUCGGUAGUCGGGAGGUGUGGCGUGAUGCUGGCUCCACUACCUCCUAGUACCUUUUGUUAUCUGAACGCGACGCGUCUGACACGCCUCCGAGCGGCAGGCACAAUCUGUGCGUCCGGAGGGAAAGCGCGCGCAUAUUGAUGAGGAAGUUAUGAACAGAGUUCUUCGGAGAAGGUGCAGCCACGGACAGUAUUAGGCAGGUACCUCCUAGAAAGAAGUGGAAGCAGCGGGAGUCGGCUGAGCUGAAGCCGCGUGGCUUGGUAAGGCUGAGCUCAGCAGCUCGUGGACAAUGACGACGUCGCCAUCUGCUCCGCCUGCUUCCUUCAGCUGUCAAGUGAUGGCCUCAACUGAACCUACGUCGGAAUUCAGUGUGGAGGGGUAAAUAUAAGAUCCUGCACUGCGUCGGACACUACUUACCCUAUUCACCAUCCCACCAACCAUCGACACAUCACCAUCCAACCUCAACGUAUCUUCAUCCGGCACUCGACAUCUGCAGCUUCGCGCACCAUGUCGGGACCCUACGACUACAACAACCAGUCCUACGGACAAGCCCCACCCGCGCCUCAAUACGGAGGCCAACAAGGAGGUUACGGCAGCGAUCCGUACUCGCAACAGAAUCAGCAAUAUGGUGGCCAAGGCUACAACCAGCCUCAGCAACCGCCACAGGGCUCCUACGACCAGAGCGGCUACAACAACCAGGGUGGGUACGGCUCUGCACCCUACGGCCAGCCUGGAGGCUAUGGCGCACCACCAGCGCCACAAUAUGGUUCAGGUUACGACAAUCAGGGCCAAUCCACAUACGGAGGCCCUCCAAACGCCGGUGGCUUCAAUCACGCUCAGGCGCAACCUUCCUACGGACAGGACUACACUCCACAACAGCAGAACUAUUUGCAACAACAUCCACCAACCACGAACGACCCCAACAACCCAUAUGGCUAUCAACAAGACCCAAGAGAUCCGAAUAACCCACAAGAGGGCGAGCGCGGUUUCAUGGGAGCCAUGGCAGGCGGCAUUGGUGGUGGUUUGCUAGGCCACAAGGCAGGUCAUGGCAUUAUCGGCGCGCUUGCUGGUGCUUUCUUAGGUUCGAAGGGUGAAGAUAAGCUGAAGCAGAAACAUCACAAUAAGCCGCACGGAGGCAGCUCGUAUGGUGGCAGCAACAGGUGGUGAGGAGCCAUACUUGAUGCAGAGGGGCGAUCAGGGGUUUCAAUACAGAGUUUACCAUGGCUUGGAAAGAGCGCAAGCGAGCUUUGAUUUGCCAGAGUGAUUAUUAUUAUUUUUAUUAUUAUUUUUAUCAUUAUUAUUAUGACUUGAUGAUAGCACGAGCGUCCUUCAUAGAAAGAAAUUGUCUACGAAGAUGAGAGAGAUAUGCAUAUCCCUUCGCAUUGUAAUGAUAAUCAUCUACUGUUCUUC